UGAGCGCAUGCGCAUUGCGAUGAAGGGAAUUUUCAACAGCUGAGGAGGCGUAACUAGCCAGGCUAACAUUUGCUUAAGUUUGGAAAUUUCUGAGAAGAACCAUUCAGCUAAGAAUGACUUGUCCGAAUGAGUGACCUCAAACUCUACAAAUAUUGAAGCAAAGGGACUCCAUAAAUCCAACUUUGAAUUGCCAGAGAGCAAAUCUCCUCCUUGCUGUCUGUGUGACACAGACCUAUUUGUCUUGAAACAAGUUAUUCUUUGAGAUUAAGAAGAGAUGCCCAGACAAAGACAACCAUACAGGCUGCUGCCUUGCUCCGCCAACUGAAAGCUACCAAAACACAGUUUUUUGUGGUUAGAGGAUGGGCUAUUGAGUCUAUCUGCUCCUCUCUCUCCAGAACAUUGGAAUUUAGUGUGUGCCAAUGUGCACGGUAAAUUAUGCUCACCUAAAAUGGUGCUUGAAUGUGGCAUCUCCAAUCGAGGCGUGCCUGAAGAGCUGAGGGUCUCUCUGGUAUCUGAAUGAUUGUCUGUUGCAAAUAAUGGAUGCCAAGUUGAGAGAGGACCUGUUCCGGAGGUAUGUGACGGCACUGGAAAGGCGUCCGGAGGGGGGAUAUACGGGAACUGGAAGUACGUUGGAGGGAGACAGAAGCAGACACAAGGACAGCGAGGCACUACUCUCCACAGCGACGGCUCUGCUCGGAGCCUAUCAGCCAGAUCCUGGUCAGCGAUUUCGCAUGGUCCGUUUCUACGAGAUGGUGGAGAACUCGCUCCGAUGCCAGAGAGGAGGCAACCUUAAGAGUCUGGAGAGGGCCUUUCACACUCUGGAAACCAUCUGCACCAACCUCCUGCUCUUCCCUUGGAAGAAAGAGUUUCGAUGUAUAAAGACCUUCACAGGCCCUUAUGUGUACCACCUGCAGUCUGCCAUUUCUGAUGCCGAACUCCGAACGCUAAUGCGUACCAUUGGAUAUACCUGUGAACAUGAUUCGCAAUUCCGUUUGUUGGACCACCCAGGAGACAGCAGUCAUCUCCGCCAGUUAGCCUUUGAGCUGUUCCUGGCUCAGGCAGAGUGUCGUCUUCUAGGGGAGGUGGUGGCUCUCGCCCGCGGUUCCGCCUCGGAGCUGGAAGCUCUGGAGCUCCGCCGGGGUUGUAGAGAUGAUGCAGCUGGUUGCGCUGAGGCGCUGCGCAGACGAGACAGCCUCGGGGCAGAUAUCGCUCGGUUGUCUGUUCGACCGUUGGAUAUAGAAAGGCCUCAUGCCCACCACCUGAGACGAGGAAGCCGACCGUCCAAGUCUGUGGAUGUUACAGAUGGAGCAGGUCACUGGCACCCAGCAGUCAACAAGCCUAUCCUGAAGGCAUCUCUGAGUCUAAGGAAGGAGCCUCUGUUUGUGGACACAGAGGAAGACAUGAAGGAUGAGAUCAUCAGGCCCAACACCUCUGCAUCUUUUUUCUCUAUUGCUGCUCCACCUUCCUACAGCCCUGUUGCAGACUUUUUCCCCAUGCAGUCGCCUCCUCCAGUUGACCCCUACACGUCCUACCAUAUGUCCUCCUUAGAUGACAUUGACUUGUACACAGAGAGAGGUGGUGUCGGGACGGGAGGAAGGCAAACUCCGUCUCGACCGCCAUCCAGAGAGCCACGUGAUGCCAGAGAUGGCUGGCUUCUCAAAGCUCAUGGUAGUGUGAAAUGUCAGGGUUGUGGACUGGGAUGCUCCACAAUGACAUCCUGUCAGAGGUGUGACAUGAUUCUUUGCUCCGCCUGCCACGAUAUAGAUCCGUCCCCCUGUUGUGGCCUCCAGGACUACCACUCGAAAUCCCCACGCCCCCUUGAUGGAUACAUUCCUGUGAAGGAAAAGCUAUCGGUCUACUCCAACGCCCAGCCUCACCCGCAUCUCCAUCCACACCCUCUAACCCUGACCCAUUCUCAUUCCCAUCCCCAUCCUCACCCCCAGAUGUUGGAAAAACCCCUCAUGCCCACCAAACUGUUUCCAAGCAAGUCAGUUGCUAUGACAACACCAAAGGCAGGGAGCACGGAGCGCAUAAGUAUUGGGGGGUCACGAUGUGGGUUUUGCAACAAGCCAGGCGCAUCACACACCUGCGUAAAUUGCUCUAAGGUGUCGUGUGACUCUUGCAUGGGCUUGUAUGCGAAAGAUGUGUGCACACGAAAGAAUCCUCAGCACAACUUUGUGCCCAACCAUCAGCUCAACUUUAAAUCUGGCACCAUAUCACACCUAGUGUAUCGAUGAAGCAGGCAGGCGGAGUAAUCCCCUUCAGUACAAUCCCUUAACAUUUAAUGUAGUUUUGCACUAUUGCUUUAAGCUUGGCUUACAUAGUUCAUUCUCUGGUUUCUGAUUUUAUCUAGUGGUUUCUUCUCCAACUUGUACAUUCUCACUCGCUGACAGUAGACCCAUGGAAUACACAUACCACAGAGCCAUGUCAUUAACCCAGCUCUCCGCUAGGCAUGGGGCGGUGUGAGAUUCUCACGCUGUGAUGAUCUCGGGUAAUGAGCAGCUCUGUCAUGGUAUACACACACCAUGAUAGAGCGCACACAGAAAAUGAAAACAAUAAAAUGUUAAACAUGAUAUAAUCAAUUAAAACAGAAGCAUUAGUUCUUCCCAAUGUGGCUCAAAUAAUGAGACAUUGAUCAUUAUAGAUAUCUUUACAUUUAUUUUUACACUUGUUAAAUUUUUGAGUAGUUAUUAAGUGUUGACUGUGCAUAAUACAAUAUUUUUACAAUUCUGCUCUUUAGUGUAACAAAAUUAGUCAGGCUAUCUGCACGUGGAGCCAGCUGCUUAAUGGGAAUGUCACAGUGGCAUCUCAUUAUAGGAACUUUAUUAUAAAAUAUAACUUUGAAUUUACCAUUGGGAUUAAUAAAGUAUUUUGAACUGACAUUUGAAUUUAAUAUGAAGGAACAGAAUGAGGCAAAUGUUUUUUUUUCCUUCUUAGAUUUAAAAUUUCCAUUUUGUAACACCGUCUUAUACCUCAGUACCUAUAACUGGCCCAUGCCUACUCUCUGCCUUGUAAAGUUGUAAGCCUUUUCUCUAUUUAUUGGUUUUACCAGAUGACGUGCUUUUCAGUCAUCCUGUGUUGACGUUGCGCUUCCCACUGUUCUUAGUUUUUUACUCUCCGCAUGGGGAAAACUGGACAAAUUAGUUAAACUUCAUCUCAUUUUAGUCAAAUCUGCCCCGAUGAACAUUAUACACUUUGCCUAACUUCUCAGCUAAAAAUUCUUCUUAUAUAUUAAUAUAUAUACACAAGUAGACAUAAGUAUAUAUUUAUGUAUGAGUGUGUGUAUGUAUGUGUAGAAAAGACCUGAGCUUGCCUAAUAUUUAAAGGUAAUGUUUUAGAAAACUUGAAAAAUGUUGGGAAAAAAAGUAAACACACUGGAAGUCAGUAACUCUCUGUUCUCUAGGACAAUGUGAGACUGUUAAAUGGGCAUGAGGUCUGGCAUUUUCUGGAUGUACAUCUUACAUAUGUUGAUAUGGGGUAGAAGAUAUCCUGAAGAGACAUAUGUUCUAUUUAAAAUAUUAUGCCUUGUAAAUUUACCCUGAAAUAUUUGUAAUUUUCUUUCUUUGGAUCAAUUUUAAACGCUACUGUGAACUCGAGAUGUUGAAGAUGAUUUCCAUCAGACCGUUGGUGUCAGUUUCAGGCCUCGUCCCUCUCAUUACUUCCCACAAACCCCACAUGAUUCAUGAUGCCUCCUCCGCAAAUUAGUGACUCUUGUUCAGCUUCAAGUGGGGUCACAGGAAAUCUAAUGCUUGUAAACAUGUCUAGUGACUAACACAUGUAAAACUGUUGGUUGGUUUUCGGCAGUAGGAAGAUUUAUGCUCCUCAAUGGUUUCUGUCUACCUCAAUUCAUAUCAGCUUACACCCAGUUUGACAUUGUGGAUUAAAACUAGCCUCAAUAUUCAGAGGAAAAAAUAAACAGAACAAAGCAUUUAAUUAACAAGUUGUCUGUGUUUAAAAAGUGGUGCGGUAACCUCAGAAAACCAUCCAAAUGUAUUAUAAAUGGAAUCAGGUUCAGAUGUUUAUUUAGUGAAGGAGGAAUUGUGUAGAAUAUUCUUGUUCCAAAUACUUGACUCCAUUUAAUAAGUAGCAAAAACAAUUUUAAUUUGUAAUUUCUACUUUUCCUUACUUAACUGGGUUGCAUUUAUGUUUUUCUCUUGGUUGGAUUGGCAAAAACAGAAACCACUUAUGUUGCAGUUCAGCUCAGCACUGACACCGGCUCAGAGUCUCAUAAUAAAUUUAGACUUUAUUGCUUUCUAUUAUAGAAGUAUUUAACGUUAAUAGCUUUGCAAAGCAGACUUUUACUACACUACUUUUCGGGGAUGCACCAAUCAACGAGGUCAGACUUUAGAUCUGGAUACUUUUCCCUUGAUGUGCUGUGAAGGAUGAUCGGUUGGUUAAUUCAGUGUAGAAAUGCAUCAGCAAUCAGCAUGUGGCUUGAUGCACUCAAUAGAAAUUAAAGAUUGAGGGUUAAUGUUUUAUUUCCAUUAUUUUCAAAGCUACAGCUGCUGUCAAUGAAGCUAUUGCACAUUUUAUUUUUGUUGCUGUGCAGAAAAAAAUUGGAAGCUGUCAGAAUUUAUAGGUAAAAUGUCAAAAGACGGAAACACGGAAUUGGCCUGGAAAAACCUUAUUGGUGCAUCUCUAACUGAAAUCUAAAGUUUGAGCACAUUUAUUGCAAGUUUACAUUGAUUUAACUAGUUGAAGUCUUUCAGCUUGCUGUAAAACACUCGGAGCCCCUUUGCUAUAUCUGUUUCAUAGCUGGGUGUUGGAGAUAUGCUGCUUCGGUUUAAACAUUAGCCCAUGCUUGAAUGGGUCCGUGUGGUGUUUACUCUUGUUCUCCAUGUAAAAAGUCUAUAGUUACCAAGGGCUAAUUUUCAGUCACUUCUCAUAAAAAAUAAAAGUUAGUCUGAUUUAUUUUUGACAGACUGCUUGGGCUGCUCGAGCCUUCAUGUGCUGUCAUGAUUAACCUCUGAAUGCCUUAAGACUGUAUAGCUCUCUUAUCAUAGAAUAUUUUGAUUUAUUUGUUAAUGUUGUCAGAUACUAUGUUUUAUCAAUCUGUUGUUUCAGCAUUGCUAUUUAAUCUCCAGACUCCAAAUGUAAAGUUCAUUUCUGGAUUUCAGAAAAAAUGGAUUAAAAGUACAGAAGGUUAUAGAUAUUUUUUAAAGUGCAUCUUGAUUUCUUUUUUUUUUUUUUAAAGCAGAAUAUUGUACACCUGUACAUGGGAUGUGUUGUAAUGACCUUGUCUGACAUUGGAUUCAGGAAGCAAUGUCUAAUUUUGAACCUUUUUGUUCCUUUCCUUAAAAGCUAAAGUCAGGUGUUGUCUUAAACAUAUUAAAACGGAUCAAAAGGGAUGUUUUGAUAUCAGUUUGAAGUAGAUGGAAGGGUCUUUAAGAGAUUUCAACUUCAUCUAAACUAGUGUAUCAAUAAGUCUUGUGACCUUUGGGGAGAUGUGCAAUUUUUUUUCCAUCCAAUCAAGCCUUUUUAAAUGUUUCAGAGUAAUCGUGUUUUAGUAGCUGUUUGCAAUUCAUAACCAGCAUCACCGAGGACUUUCAGAAGUAUUGAGCCAUGUGUCAAGAGUGAUCGUUUUGCCAAAUGAAGAACAACUCUCACUGGAGUGGAAACAAAUACAUUGUAUGGCUUGUCUGGAUGUGAAGCUAAUGUAACAUAUAAACCUGUGAUUUUUACUUUUUAUUUUUUGUUAAAGUUGAGUUUUGUCUGUAGAUUGUGGGCUUUUUAAGAAGCCUGUGAAGAAAAUGAACAUAGAUGGCCACUUACACUCCAUUUGAUGUGGCUCUGACUGUAAACAAUAGACUGAUGACUUGUGUUGGUCACUACAAAGGGCUAAACAGUCUUGAGGGCUGCCUUUAGAUUAGUUGGCUCUAUUUCAGAAGUUUGAAAAACUGACUUUGUGGAGUUUACAUUUAUCAACACAAAUAGCUGAUUUCUGGGAAGAAAUUAUGAUGUUAUACAUCAAUUUCUUUAACAUGAUUGGUCUGACUUGCACCAUAAUUACUUAAGACAUUGUGGAAGAAGAUACUCCCUUUACCUUUUGUGUGGUUAUCUUACUGGUUUUCAUACAGGUGUUGUAGUUAGGCUGCCUCAUUUCCAUGCCUUGUUUCUGUAGCCUUUCUCCUGGCAUGCUCUGUUCAGAUCCAUCCCCAAACACCCACCCACCUACCUUGGCACUAAGGAUCAUCAUUGCACAAUGUGUAUGUGAAGGGGUAUUUAACUUAGGAUCAGUGUGUGGGCAUAAAUGGGGUAGAAAGGGAAAAUAGCCAAAACUGUUAAUUGGUGAAUAUUAUAUAUAUAUAUAAAUAUAUACAUAUAUAUAUGGAAAAAGAAAUGUAAAUGAGAUUUUACAAAAUAAU
Molecule: messenger RNA, 6365 nt
Organism: Xiphophorus maculatus (southern platyfish)
Lineage: Eukaryota; Metazoa; Chordata; Actinopteri; Cyprinodontiformes; Poeciliidae
Gene: spata2
Product: spermatogenesis associated 2
Exons: 3
Coding region: 537-2237 (566 amino acids)
Biological process (GO): regulation of necroptotic process; regulation of tumor necrosis factor-mediated signaling pathway; protein linear deubiquitination
Cellular component (GO): cytoplasm
Source: RefSeq, a predicted model, not a curated record